GGUGCACAUGCCGCCGCAGUGUCGUGCCGACGUUCGCUCGAGCAACUGCAGCUGUGAUCGCUGCGAUGUCGUCAGAAGCCGGUAGAUUUGUCGCACUCGCGUCCGGGUAAAUUUUUUCAUUUACCCUCCCCCGAGUGCCGUCGGUCAGAAAGCGAUCAGCAUUUCGGCGAAAAAUCGCCACUGUGACGAUUAAAAAUUAAUCAUAUUUUGUACUUUAUCGUGACGAUAUCAUAAUUAAAUAUAUUGUUAUAAUAUAGUUUACGCGCGCGUUACGAUCACGACCAAACCGUCUAUCUUCAGUCCGUCCGCCCGCCGACCACUCUCCCGGUGUUAUCGCGAAAACGUUAUUAUAGUUAGGAAUUUUUUUGCCACAUCGUCAGCUGCAGCGGUGUUCAUAGCGGUUCUAUAUACCAGUGUCGUAAUAUAUUACAAUUAAUAUAUUAUAAUAUACGACAACGACGUGACGACAAUAUCGCAGAACAAUGACCGUUACCUAUACAGCAGAGGUGGCCACGUGUAGGGGUUUCGGAUGUUUUCUCAAACUUCUAUUGAGGUGGCGAGGAAGUAUAUACAAGUUAGUGUGGCCCGAUUUGGCUGCAUUCCUUGUCUGUUAUUACACUCUGAAUUUGACUUAUCGCUUUGUAUUGAAUCAACAGCAAAAACGAAUAUUCGAAAGCAUAGCCGAUUAUUGCGAAACAUACAGCGACUUGAUACCGUUGUCCUUUGUGCUCGGAUUUUAUAUAUCCAUAAUAAUGCAAAGGUGGUGGGACCAAUACUGUUCGAUCCCGUGGCCUGAUCCUAUAGCAGUUUACGUGAGCUCGCAUAUUCACGGACAGGACGAAAGAGGAAGAUUGAUGAGACGAACGAUCAUGCGGUACGUCUGUUUGGGUCUGACUAUGGUGUUCUCUAAUAUCAGCCCUAGAGUAAAAAAGCGCUUUCCUACGCUGGAUCAUUUCGUUGAAGCUGGUUUAUUGUUGGAAAACGAAAAAACGAUCGUAUUGGAUUUAAACGACAAAUUUCCCAGACACUCAAAACACUGGUUGCCAGUCGUGUGGGCGGCGAGCAUAGUGACUCGGGCGAGAAAAGAAGGACGGAUCCGCGACGAUUUCGCGGUAAAAACGAUUAUUGACGAGCUGAACAAAUUUCGCGGUCAGUGCGGUUUGUUACUCAAUUACGAUUCAAUAAGCGUGCCACUCGUUUAUACGCAGGUUGUAACAUUGGCCGUGUAUUCAUUUUUCAUUACAACUGUAAUGGGACGACAAUGGCUGGACAAACCAGUAGUGCCAUUGGCAAAUCUUAAACACCAAACGGAAACGAACUCGGCAAAUUAUAACUACAUCGAUCUGUAUUUUCCGGUAUUUACUACUUUACAGUUUUUCUUUUACAUGGGGUGGCUGAAGGUGGCCGAAUCGUUGAUAAAUCCAUUCGGAGAGGACGAUGACGAUUUUGAAGUCAAUUGGAUCAUUGAUCGUAAUGUCCAAGUUUCAUAUCUAAUAGUUGACGAAAUGCAUCACGAACAUCCAGAGUUGAUCAGAGAUCAGUAUUGGGAUCAAGUGUUUCCAACAGAAUUGCCAUAUACUGUAGCUGCCGGAGAACGUGAACGGCAUCCCGAGCCAUCGACAGCUAAUAUAGCUGUAUCAGAUGCAGACGCUGAAUACUCACUGCCACCCAAGGGCUGCGACGACGGACAAACCAUAGACGACGACGACGCGAACAGCGGAAUACACUUCGUUGCGACAGCGGGCAGCUAUAAGAGAUCAAACAGUCUGCUGCGCGGCCGUCCUAUAUCGUCGCACAGCUCUAACGAUCACCACCACCAUCUCAACAACCAGAGCGUGGCCAGCUCGCUAAACCGAGUAGGUUCGGUCACGUCCAUUUUGAAAAAUCUGUUCAAACGCACCGGCGGUACCUCCACACAGUUGGGCGGAGAUGGACUGUUAUCCAGGGUAUCAAGCAGCAAUAGAUUGCCAGGCAGUAGCUGGCAGAGCCAAGAGAGUUUACAGAGUAGCAGUAGUAAAUUACUACAACAACAAUUUGGUAGUGUUCGAAUUGCCGAUCAGGUGAUUGAGGAAUUAGAUGAACAAAUGACAAUUACAGCAGGAGGGCGGCUAGAAAGGCGCAGCGAGAAACCAAACGUGCGCACAGUCUUCCCACCACAACCGCCAUUACCUAAUGACUCUGCAUCAUCGAAUUUAUCAAACAUCACAUAUACAGAAGUGUUAUCAACUAAUGACGAUUUUGGCUAUCAAGAUGGAAAGCAGGAAGAUACAUUGAUGCGCAGCGAUAGUGACAGUAGUAACCACCACACACCUAGUACAUCUAGUUUAUUGUUUGUUGUCGAACCAGUGGUGAGCCAAUCAGCAACUAUAAACAAUGAAGCGCCUAACAGUAGGACUUCUUCAGUUAAUUAUGAUUACGAAACAUCUAGACGGACACCAGACCAUCAUGACUAGUAUUUUAGUGAUUAUGUUAUUUUUAUUUAGAAUACAAACACAAUGUUAAAUAACAAAAAACAAGUUAUUUCAAUAUAAUAAAAUGAAGUAUAAUUAAGAUGUAUAAAUAAGUAUAAUAUAAUAUUACAAAGUACUAACUACCAAAUAUUAUUUUUUGUUUACAACUCUUAAACUAGAUUGCUUAAAAUAUAUUUUUAAAUUUGCUUUAUGUUGAAUAAUGUUUUCUCAUAGUGCAAAAAAAGGAAAAAUGUGCAUUUUCUAACUAUUUUUGUUUAAUUUAAAUCAAAUUCCAAGUAUUAAUUGAUUCAGGUACCAUAAACUUAUAAAAUAGAAAAUGUAAAAUUAUAAUAAAAAUAAUUUGCAAUACAUUUUGGAAUCUAUAAUUCAACGGUAAAAGUAAUGAUUUGAAUUAUACAAAUAUAUUUUUUCUUUUACUUAUUACAGUAGGCAAAAAAAAAAGAAAAAAUCACAUUAUAAAAACUAUGGCCAAGAAAUGGAUAUAGAUGUAAAAAUAUAUUAUUUAAGUUACCACGAUUACAUAAUUACUAAUAAAGGUUAAAUUAAUUAUACACUAUGACAAAGACUUAUGCAUAUUCAGAUGAAAAUACACAAAUUUCAAAAAUAUUAAAAGUAUUUUAAAUCAGAGUUGUGAAUAUAAUAUUAUUAUAAAAUAUUAACUUAAACAUUUAGGAUAAAAUAAAUUAAAAAUAAUUAAAACAACGUAUUAAUGGAGAUACUAUCAUUUAUUAAGCUAAGAUUAUUAAAACAAUGAAAAAGAUUCAUGCAUAUUUUAUGCCUCUGAAGUUGUCUUAAUAAAAAGUAUUAUGAAAAUUAUACAUUAUGAAUAAUAAUGAAUACAUUUAAUACUAAUAAAUAUAUACUUAAUCAACAAGGAUGUACCUAAAAUCUUAUAAAUAAUGGAUACAUAAUAUCUUAAACGCAAAAGCCUAAAACAUAAUUUUUUUAUAUAUAAGCUACACCUUUAAUUGUGUUACUUCACUGUCUAGUUAUGUUACCACAACCAUUGAUUGAACCUAAGAUUAUUUAACUAUAACAACAGUUCAAGCAUAUUUAAAUGCGUUUGAACUAGUUUUAAAAAAAAUAUAAUAUGCCAGAACUUGAAAAAUGCUAUACAGUAUACUAAGCUAACCUACAUUUUGAAAAUAAUAAACAAAUAAAUAUUUUUUGUAUUUUAAUUUUAAUUUUGUUUUUAUGUUGUUGCGUGUUUAAUUUUUAGCACUUUAGUACUGUACAUUAAUGUAAUUUAAUGUUACCUAUGAAAAUUAUUGAUUAAGCUAAGAUUAUUAACCUAUGACAAAGAUUCAUGCAUAUUUUAUGUCUUUGAACUUGUCUUAAAAAA
Molecule: messenger RNA, 3813 nt
Organism: Acyrthosiphon pisum (pea aphid)
Lineage: Eukaryota; Metazoa; Arthropoda; Insecta; Hemiptera; Aphididae
Product: bestrophin-4
Exons: 11
Coding region: 483-2453 (656 amino acids)
Molecular function (GO): chloride channel activity
Source: RefSeq, a predicted model, not a curated record